UCUCCGUCUCCACGCCAGCCCCGACGGACACACCUGGAGUCAUGGCCUCCAGCCUCAGCCCACCGCCGUCCCCGCUCGUCGUGAGACUGGCCCAGGCCGUCCAGAAACCGCCGGCCACCGUCUCCAGAAAGCUGGAGAGAUACUUCCAGACCAAGGCCUCGGGCGGCGGGGAGUGCAGGGUGCGACCUGGGAGCCACAGCGCCCCAGACACCUUCCUGGUGGAGUUUGCAGACAGGGCAGCCAAGGAGGGAGUAUUGGAAAAAGAGAAGCACCAGAUUUUGAUUGAAGAUAAUAAAUAUGUGACCAUUUUCCUGGAAACCACUAAAAAGUCAAGAGAGAACACAAGACCCAGAAUUCCUUCAUUGACACAGUCACGAGUGGAAACACUGCCUGAUGAGAACCAUCCCAAUGCCAGACCUGUUCCUAGAGCUGGGAACUCCUGCAUCCAAAAGGUCUUUCUUACUGUGGAGGCUGACCUGAACUGUGACCUGUUUUCCAAAGAGCAGAGGGCACAUGUGACCACUCUCUGCCCUGGUAUCAAGAAAAUGGAGGGUAAAGAUGGAAUUGAGAAGGUGUCUGGUGACUUCAAAGACAUUGAAAAAAUCUAUCACUUCUUGAGUAGGCAAAUGAUGGAACAUGAGCAGGAAGAGGUGUCCUCUCCUUCCAUUGUGGGGAGCACGCCAUCUGACCUGCAGGACUGGGACAGCAGCCUGUAUACUGCAAAACCAAACACCGGAUCAGAAGAUAAAGGUUUUAAAGUUCCCUUACUUUACUUUGAAUAUUUCACACACAUCCAUCCUGAUAUAAUAGAUUCGAUACAGACACAAUUUGGCGUAAACAUUCAAAUUCAAGAUAUGCCUCCCAAUGAGGUCUAUGUAGAUUUUCUCCCCAGUCAAUCAGGUGAUCGGGAUGCAGCUCAGGAGUAUUUUGCCAAGGAGUUUCAGAAGAACACGGAAUCUCUGAAUCAAGACUGUGUCUCUUUAGCAGACAGUCAGUGGACAAAACAGGAAUUGAGUCACCGUUUUACAAAGCUUCUGAUAAAAGAACAAGGAGGAAUGCUAACUCUCCUUGGGACUCAAGAUGACAUUUCAGCUGCCAAAGAAAAGAUUUCUGAAACUUUUGUCAAGGUACCUGUAAAAAUAUGGUUCCCCAGUUGGAUGAAUGAAAUAGAGGUUAAUACUGUUCUCUAUAAGCUUCUAGAAGUUGAGUUACGUCAGGAGUUACAAAACAUAGAGCAAAAGUACAAUGUUAGUAGUGCAGUUAUUGUGAAACAUCAGAAAACAUUCGUUCAGUUUAAUCCUAUAGAUAUGCAGAUGGAUCUGACUGUCCAUGCUUCUGCAAAUUUCAUUGAUGCCUUUCAAUAUGUCACAUGUCAGCUAGUGACAGAAGAUCUUUCACUGAAACUUCUGGGCCAAGAUAAAAAGUACUCACAUUGGACCAAGUUUGUGGAUGACUUUAGGAAGAGGCAUCCAUAUAUACACUUCACAUUGAAUGAGGAAUCAAUGACUUUGAUUGGUUUGCCAAAGCAUCUUGCUGAAGCUAAGCAGCGUAUCUACUUAGAAAGCAGGGUACUAUUCACUGGAGAGAAGUUGAAUCAUGAAACACCCAUGGAUAUUGACAAGAUUCAGUCAAAACCAACGUCUCUGUCACUCAGUGGCUUGGCACAUUCUGAGGCCCCAGAAGAGAAUGAGAAAGACAAGGCCCUCUGUGUCAUCUGCAUGGAUACCAUUCGAGACAAGCAUGUGCUGCCAAAGUGCAAGCAUGAGUUCUGCAAUGCUUGUAUUGAAAAGUCCAUGACAUACAAGCCAGUUUGUCCUGUGUGCCAGACUUCCUACGGUGUCCACAAAGGGAAUCAACCAGAUGGAAUCAUGACUCACACCACUUUGAAAGAGCAUCUUCCAGGUUAUGAAGGCUAUGGCACCAUUGAGAUUCAUUACAAGAUAGGAAGUGGCAUACAAAGUAAAGAACAUCCAAACCCAGGAAAGCCUUUUCUUGGAACAGAAAGAACUGCAUAUUUGCCUAAUAAUAAGGAAGGACGGGAGGUUUUGGAUCUGCUCAAAAUUGCCUUUGAACAAAAGCUGAUUUUCACAGUGGGGGACUCUCGAUUAUUAGGACUCUCUGAUCGUGUCACUUGGAAUGAUAUCCACCAUAAAACAUCGAGAUAUGGAGGACCAGAAAGAUUUGGCUACCCUGACCCCACGUACCUGGAACGAGUCAAGGAGGAGCUGAAAGCUAAUGGGAUUGAAAAGAAAACUUCUGGAGGGAAAUCCUAAUUCAGGCCUUCAGAAGAUGUAUUUUAGGAAGCUUACUUAAUUCAUUAAUUAAUGCCAAUCUAAAUCCCUCCAUAGAAAUACUUUCAAAAUCUUUUCAUAUCAAGCAAUGGCUUGUAUAAGAGUAGAGCUCUGGGGCUGGGAAUAUGGCCUAGUGGUAGAGUGCUUGCCUUGCAUACAUAAAGCCC
This is a messenger RNA of Perognathus longimembris pacificus (Pacific pocket mouse), 2458 nucleotides long. RefSeq names its product deltex E3 ubiquitin ligase 3L (gene Dtx3l). The transcript is spliced from 5 exons. Lineage: Eukaryota; Metazoa; Chordata; Mammalia; Rodentia; Heteromyidae. Gene Ontology annotation, biological process: protein ubiquitination; Notch signaling pathway. Bases 42 to 2273 code for a protein of 743 amino acids. The record is from RefSeq and is a predicted model, not a curated record.